AAAAAUAACCUUGCACUUUAGUUAUCUGAACUUAAAAUGUAUUGUUAAUAUGACUACACAUUGCGGAGUUUGUUGAGAUAACUCAUUAUUUCAUGUUUAUUCUUUCUUAAAAAAUAAAAAGCUUUUUCAACUUAGAUUUUCAAGUCAACUGAAAUCACCAGAGUAAUUUAAACCGCGCAGGUGCCCUCAACGUCUUUUUUUAACGUGCGGUACGUCAGCGCAGGGGGCGUGUCUUCAGGAUAGAGGGCGUCCGUGAGGUCCGCCAUUUCAUGCUGGAGACAGUUCUCAAAUCUGGCGAGUUGAAUCUGGCGGGCAUUUUACCUUUUCGGGUUGUGAUCUGAGGGUGUGAGUGCUGUUAAUGCAUGAAGUGGAAAUGUAAGCUUUGCACUUACUUCACAAACAAUCGUCGAAAAAUACUUGGACAUUACAGAUCAAGCCACUCUCAUUACGGAGGACGAGUACCGAUUCCUUGUAUUUACAGUGACUGUGUGUGCUCUUUUAAGUCACACAAGGCUCUUGGAAUACAUGUGAGACAACAUGGAUUUUGCUACGGUGAAAAAGUGAAUUUUAGAGUCAGAUGUCUGCUAUGUGCAUUUAGUCAACCUGCAAAUCAUAAACAAUACUUUUGUCAUCUUAACACUCAUUUAAAAAACAAGGAAACUGUCACCUGCCCAUUUAAUGGGUGUAAUUUUAAGUCAAAAGUUUAUUCCAGUUUUACCUCUCACAGAAGUCGAUAUCAUGCCUUGGAUUUUUUACAAAAUUUUAAAGCAGAGCUUCUUUAUGGCCCACCACAUGGUGAAAACUCUGAUCCCCUAUUAGACACUGGUGGGUAUUCUUCUAAUAACACUGAGUCAGCUGUUCGUGAUAGUUUUGAUUUUCAGUCUGAUGAUGAUGAGGAUGCUGCUGAUGAUGAAGAAGAGCGAGGUAGCAUUGGUGACAAAAUUAGGAAUAGACUUGCAUCUUUGCUUCUACGAAUGCAAGCCAUCUUGCAUGUAUCUAAAUCAGCUACCCAGGAAAUAAUCAAUGAACUUCACGAAAUUGGAAUUUUAGCAGGUGACCUGUCAAAAAAAACUGCAGAAAACAUUUUUACAGAGCUCAGUUGUAAUAUAGAUGAGGCCACACUAAAGUUGUUAAAGGAAAGCUUACAGGAAACCAAUCCUUUUAGUUGUCUGUCACAGAGUGGACCACUGGGAACUGAAUACAAAAGACAGUUGUUUUACAAGGAAAGAUUCAACAUAAUUGAGCCAACUGAGUAUGUGUUAGAUCCUUUACUUAACAAAACAUUUGUUUAUGUUCCAAUUUCAGGUGUGUUGCCAGCAUUGUUGAACAAGUGUGAUGUAAUUGACAAAGUUUUAGAGGAAACAAAUCUACCAUCGCUCUCUGCUUGGUACCUGGAACACCUCAGAUGCUAUGAAGUCUGCAAGAACCACUCUGCAAAGCUGCUUGUAGUCCAGCCAGAGGAGCUCAAUGACUACUUCCCCCUGUCAGCGUAUAUGGUGAAAGGCAGACUUCUGAUCUCUCCAAAAGGGUUUCUGCUCCAUUGAGAUUCCAGUGUACAAAAUGUUGCUAAGAAUCAUUAUAAACAAGGAUGAUAUUAGGAAGAUACAAACUGACAGUGAGCCAGAGACUCUUGAUUCCUUUUAUUCUUUUUUGAAAUGCAAGCUUGGAUUGGGAGGUGACUUUGUAGUUCAAUUUCAAGAUCCAGACUUUGGCAAUGAGUUCUGCAACUUGUCAAGCUUGUCUGAACUUCCAAAAGAGAAGGCCACUUUAAAGGUAAUCCUCAAGCAAAUCCCCGAGUCCCCUCAGACUGACUCAACGUUGGACACGGCAAGUCUCUCGUCGCCCUCAUCAUCUUCCAUGGAGGACACUCCUUCCUGCCGUCGGCCAUGGCCUGACCCUUUUGUGAUUCCAAAAUUCUCAUACGAUGUGGAAUUGAAGCUUAAACGUGGUAAUGAAGCCUACCAGGAGAAUGGAACCCUUCUGAUUACAAAUAAAGACACUAAAUCUGAGAUACUUGAAAAAUUGGCUGAAGAAAUUUACAAAUACUCAGCAUACCCAUCUCGAGAGCAGUAUGACAUUGUUGCACAGAGCCUUGUUAAGAAACAUCCUUGCCUGAGAGAGCCUGGAUCUGUGAAGGGGUGGUACUGCUGGAAGUUCAGUUUAAAGUUUAAAAUGGGAAAUUACCGCAACAAGCUUCGUGUGUCUGGAUGUUCAGAGCUAACAGUGAAUCGCCGAAAUUCAGGACCAAAGCAGAAGCUCAAGAAAGCUAAAAAGUCUGAAGUCAACUUUCUUCCGGAUGUUCCUGAAGGCAAAACGCAGAAUGUGCUGGAAGAGGAGAGGGCAGCCAUUGUUGCAGAGAUGAAGAAGAAGAAAGUUGAUUGGAAGAAAGUUACUGACAUGAUGGCCAGCACAUUCCCUCUGCGACGAAAAGAAAUAGUUGAAGAACAACCACUUGUGGCAGAAGUGAAGGCCAAGUGGCCAGCUUUGUUCACAGAUACACAGAUUGAGGCUGAAUUUGCUCGACUAACUUCCACUGACCUGUGGGACACGUUUGUUUCUGGGCUGGAUCAGUAUAUGGAAAGAUUCUUGCAGAUGUUUAAGGCCAAGAGUCACUGCAUUCAAGCACUUAGCAGCCUCCUGUCUCUGCUUGAUGAUGAUAAUUCAGUUCAAAAGAAAAGGGCAGUCAUUCUGAGAGGCCUGCCACAUUUUCUCAGGGAGGAUCCAUCCAAACUUCUAAAGAUUGCUGAGACUACAGAGAGUGAGGAGCAGAUGGCAAAAGGAGUAAGUAUUGGUGUCUUGCUGAUACAAGAAGAGGAGGACGUCAUUGACUUUUCAGUGGUACUGGAAGAGCAGAUCAUCCUGAAUGGCAUUACUGACUUCCCCCAUGCGGUAGCUAUGCUUGUUGGUCUGUUAUUCGCACUUAAUAUUGACUACCCCAAGGAACUGCGCUACACGUUCGAGGUCAUUCAGAAGGUUUUAAUGAACAUUGGAGGUGAACAGUGUUCUGCUAGGGUUCACGGACUCAGAAACAGACUCUUGUGUAAAACUCUGUAGGUGGUAAAGCAGUCAGUGGAUAUCCCAAGAGUGUGCUGUGUUUAUCUGAAACAUACAUGUGCUUAAACUGAGCAUAAUAUUUUUUUCUGAAAUGUUAAAGACUACAUGCAAAGUUCUAUAUAAUUGAAUUGAUCAGGUGUAAAUAGGUCGUUCAGAGUGGUUUGAAGGGAUUCAUUAUAGAGAAAUUUACAGGCUUAUUAUUUUUUU
This is a messenger RNA of Astyanax mexicanus (Mexican tetra), 3261 nucleotides long. Its product is annotated as sterile alpha motif domain-containing protein 3-like. The record is from RefSeq and is a predicted model, not a curated record. Bases 1561 to 3054 code for a protein of 497 amino acids. The transcript has 7 exons. Lineage: Eukaryota; Metazoa; Chordata; Actinopteri; Characiformes; Acestrorhamphidae.